This is a messenger RNA of Meriones unguiculatus (Mongolian gerbil), 4422 nucleotides long. It is a transcript of the gene C6H3orf18, whose product is annotated as chromosome 6 C3orf18 homolog. NCBI's taxonomy places the organism in Eukaryota, Metazoa, Chordata, Mammalia, Rodentia, Muridae. The record is from RefSeq and is a predicted model, not a curated record. Bases 422 to 910 code for a protein of 162 amino acids. The transcript has 5 exons.
GGGGGCCGGGAGGCAAGGCACUCCGGCUCCUGGGGAUCCCCCGAGGCCGCUCAUCCCAGCCCCACCCCCUCCGUGGUCCCGGCCCAGCCCACCCCAGCUCAGUCUGUCAGCCGGCAUAGGCUAAUCCUAGCUGAUCACUGCUUGCAGGCAAGGCGGACCUCGAGUCGGACCUGUCGCCCCCACCGUCCGGGCCUGGGUGUUCCCCCCGCCCACGCCUCCCGCCGGUCGCUACCACCCUUAGCUUCUCAGGCUGAGCUCGGCGCCCCGGAGAGGAUUAAAACCCAGGGAGGCAGGGGUCUCCUGUUACCAAUUUGGCUGAGCCCGUGGUCACCACGGAGGUGGGAACUACAGCCUUGGACAUUCCUAACGCCGGAAGUCAGUGGGCAGGUUGACUGAGCGCUGACGGUCUCCCAGCACCAGCAUGAACUCCAGGGGCCCAGCUACUCCAAGCUGGUUCAGCAGCCACCUGCCCACCACUGAGACUGACUUGGAGCCUGCCACUGAAGGGUCUACCACAGAGACCACCUCCCUCAGCCCAGAAACCACAAGCUUCAAUGACACCAGAAUCACUGAUAUGUCAGGUGGUGCAGCUGGCGUGGGUACCAUGCUUCUGUCUUUUGGGAUCAUCACAGUGAUUGGCCUGGCUGUGGCCAUGGUUUUAUACAUCAGGAAGAAGAAGAGGCUGGAGAAGCUACGUCACCAGCUCAUGCCUAUGUACAACUUUGACCCCACGGAGGAGCAAGACGAACUGGAGCAGGAGCUACUGGAACAUGGGCGAGAUGCUGCCUCCAUGCAGGCUGCUGCCUCCCUGCAGGCCACACAGGGCAAGAGCACCCUCCCUUCCCAGGGCCCACUGCAGAGGCCUAGCAGGCUGGUGUUUACUGACGUAGCUAAUGCCAUCCACGCGUGAGAGGCCUGAAAACAGGCCUGGACCUCUGACAAAGACACCUGCCACAGCGCUGGCAGCGCUGCCCACUUCCUGAUGGCCAAAACCUAUUCUCAGGACCCGAGUCAUCACAACCACCAAGACAGGAAAGGGCUGCAACAGACCCCAGCUGUGCUGAGGCUCCACCCACUGACUCUCAAGCUUGAACAGAGAGCGCUGACCAGGCUAGCCAUUUGGCCACUGACUUCCCCUGAACCAACGGCCCUGGCAUGGAAGGUGAAGAGCCACUGCUGGUUUCCUGAUCGCCUCCUAACCUUUCUGAAUCAAGGUCUGCUUCUCUGACGGGGAGGAAGAGCACAAGCUUGAAGGGGAAGGGAGAGGAGAGGCAGGAUCUCCUCCAUCUAGGAUUGCCCUUUUAUUUUUUCGGCCUGGAGCCUCCUCUAGGGUAGAGAAUGACAGGGACAGGGCAGGGCAACACUCUUUUUUUUUUUUUUUCAAGGGAUUGUUUGUUUGUUUGUUGAGACAGGGUUGGCUAGCCAGGAACUCACUCAGUAAACCAGACUGGCCUCCAACUCAUAGAGAUCCACCUGCCUCUACCUCCUGAGUGCUGGGAUUAAGGCAUGCGCCACCAUUUCCAGCUAGAGCAGCACCAUUUAUAGGCCCAAGAGGCCCAGGGACAGAGCUGGAAAUGCCCAGUAAAUGCCAAGGGCUACACAAACUCAGGAGCUAUCCAUAUUUAAGAUAUUGUGGUGAAUGGGUUAGCAUGAGUUCUCCCAGAGGUCUCUGCCAUACCCCUAGCAGCCAAGGUAACUGCUGAGGGAGAGGAAAUUGGGAGACUGGGUAUGGGAAGAUGCAAUUACCCCAGAUGUGGAGAAAGGCUUCAUGCAUGUGUAUGAGUGGGCCACAUACAGAUAUGUAGCUGUUCCAGCAGAAGAGCAUGACAGAGGCUCUCCGCAUUGGUCCCACCUUGCAAGCUGACUCCCACCCCGUGGUGUGUAGUGAAGGACUGCCGCAGGCCACAUCCUCUCCUUCAGUGCUCAGGGCUACACAGCAGAGGGAAACAAGGCUGGGUUCCUCCGUCCACUGUGUUUCCUCGGUGGGCUCCAAAAGCUGGCCUGACCUGUUUCUGGAAAUGGCUCCCUUCCUACAUGGGUUUCUGGGAGAGGGUGUUGGUCUGUCUAAGGGCAGUCACAGGCCAGAAGCUGGUAGGCAAAGUUACGGUUGUCUGAGAAAUGAGUCUGGUUUUAGUUUUUCCCUUCCACCGCUAUCUGCAGGAAGGGCCACUCAGUGUUCGUGGGAUGUGGAAGAGAGUCUCUGCCGUUGGCCCUUCCUUCCUCUAAGGUGCAAGGAUGAUAUCAGGGGCAUCCGGGCAGAGCAGACCAUGGAGCAGUUUUUCUACAGAGACACACGCCUGAGCGUGCACAGAGGCGUGUCCCCAGUGUCUCUGUCCUCGCUGUCCUCUGCUGGUUAGAGGGGAUGCGGGGGUGGCACAUCUACUCUUGGGCAGAUCCCACGUGUCAGGAGGUGAGGGGCUAGGAGGAUCCCACGGGGACAGCUCUGGUUUUAUUCCUGCCUCUAGAUGCUAUAAAUACGUUAGCACUUGAGCAACUGGAAGGCUGUGAGUAAUUUAGGAUGCACAAAGCUGUAAUUUAACUCACAGCAUCUCGGUGUGUGAGAGCAUUAAAGAUGUAAUUAAGAUGUUUACACAAAGAGAAUGGAGUCUGCGACACUUGGGGUGCAAAACCCCGGGAAGGGACACAAUGGGUGAGGUGAGGAUCUGUGGGAGGCCUGGGGACAGUCACUUGGAUCCCAGCUAUGACAUGGCAGGCAGCCCAGCUGGUUUUCUGUGAUCUACCCAUGGAAAUGCCUUGGCGUGGGGCCUCAUGCCUUGACCUGGCCAUGGAGUGACAAUGCCUGUAGAACCUGGAAGGGACACAAUGGGUGAGGUGAGGAUCUGUGGGAGGCCUGGGGACAGUCACUUGGAUCCCAGCUAUGACAUGGCAGGCAGCCCAGCUGGUUUUCUGUGAUCUACCCAUGGAAAUGCCUUGGUGUGGGGCCUCAUGCCUUGACCUGGCCAUGGAGUGACAAUGCCUGUAGAACCUGGGGGGUGGAGAGAUCCAGUGGACAGAAUCUUGUGAGAUCAGGUCAGGAAGAGGGCUUGAUCCCCAAAGACUGUGGGGUGGCAUACCUUGUCUCAGAAUCCACAGGAGCUAUGUCUGAAACACAAAAGUAAAACGGCUUCUUGUGGAGCACAAAGUACAGGGUAUGUGGCAUGGAAUGGGGAGUCAAUAAGGUUACAUGUAUGGGACACACAUGUUGGGCUCAGAAAGACUUAGAGUAGAGUGGCAAUAGGGUGAACAGUUUGCCCAGGAAUGCCCCAGUGUCCGUGAUGAAAGUUUCCAUGAGAAAGAGCUGAGUCUCAGACUAGCAUGAUGGACACAUGGAGGGGCUCAGCCUCCAGAUUUCAUGAUGGGGUGGAGAGCAGGGCUGAAGGUGGAGGCUGUGGGCUAGGACUUUAGGCACACUGGGGACCAUGUACCCCGUGGGCCACCCACGCGGGCUCUAGCUGGACCUGUCAGUGAGAGACUUGCUCUUAGGGAGGGCUCUCCUCUCAGAAGAUGGGCAGGACUUCUAAGGGGCAUGGGGUGAGCAAGUGGGCUGUGUGUUUCCACACUAUCAGCCAACCCCUUGGUUCAGGACUGUGGGUGCUGCAGAUCUCUUGGUAUCCUGAAGACACAGUGCUUGAGGAACAAGGGUGACACCCAGGGAUAACUCGGGCUGUAGGAGAACCUCUGUGCCCUUCUCUUCUGCUGCAUGACCCAGGUCUUUUUCGUGAGGGAUGGGCCUGGCUAAGCAAUGGACACAGGUUGCCAUAUCAUGAGUAGCAAGCCACCCACGCUUAGACUGUGUCCUCAUAGUAAACUGUCCCUUCCACCCACGCUGUUUCGUUUUCUGGCUCUUUCUCCUACUCUCUGAGGAAAAUCCAGAUUCCCAAAUUUCUGUGUCUUUCACCGAGUGUAGGGUUGGUAAAUGUUGGGGGGAAAGGUUCUGGUGCCCAAGGGGACUGUCCUUGCUGCCCUCAGUGGUGAGUGGAAUAAGACAGACUUGCCCACUUUUUGCUGUUUCUAAAAUUAACAGUUGGGUCCCUCUGAGGAAGGUGCUCCUUGACAAUCCCCCACCCUCACCCGUCUCAUGCAUGAAGUCUGUCUGUGAAUAGCAACCAGGGCUCGGGUCAGAAGCAGCGGUGCUAGCAGUGGGUGGUUUCAGGGUGGAUGUGGACGGGAGCCUUCAAAGGAGGCCGUCUCUUGUUUAAUAUAGUGAAGUGUCACCUUGGAGGCAAAGUGAAUAAAGUAAUCCCAUUGCCCGGCUGCAGGCAGACAGCGGGGAUGUCUUCAGAAUGGAAAGGAAAACUCAGAAAGUCCGGCCGUGCUCUCACCUUCCUGUAGACUCCUCCCCAGCCCAGCAUCCCGUCAGUGAACCAACCCACACUGUACUUCGUUCUGUAUGGAAGAGAGAGAUGCCAAGUGUGGGAAAAA